AAGGAGGAAAGAAGAAAGGACGAAGGAAAGAGGAAAGACGCAAGGAGGAAGGGAAAAGAAAGGAAGGAGGCAAAGCAGGAGGAGCACGGAAGGAAGCGAGGCGAGAGGCGGCGGGCUGGCGAUCGUGGGGAGCGUGCGAGGCGUCGGAGCAGCACACGGUGUCGCUGCAGGCUCAGAAACGGCGUGGGAGCGGUGAGGCGGCUCCGCCCCGGUGCGGCGGAGAGCCCGGCUGUGAGCGCGGGGGGGCGGCGCGGGGCGGGCAGGAGAGCCGGUGCGUCCGGGCGGCGGCGGGGAGCCGUGCGGGGCCCGUGCGGGCGGCGGCGGCGAUGGGCGUGUGCUGGGGGCCCGUGGUGCGGGUGCUGGUGCUGCAGGCGGCCUGGGCGCUGGGCGGCGGGCAGGUGCGCUACUCGGUGCCGGAGGAAGCCAAGGCCGGGACGGUGGUGGGCCGGCUGGCGCAGGACCUGGGCCUGGAGGCGGGCGAGCCGGAGGCGCGUCGGCUGCGGCUGGUGGCGCAGGGCCGGCGGGCGAGCGUGGAGGUGAGCGGGGCGAGCGGGGCGCUGGUGGUGAGCUCGCGGCUGGACCGGGAGGAGCUGUGCGGGAAGAGCGCGCCGUGCGCCCUGCGCCUGGAGGUGCUGGUGGAGCGGCCGCUGCGCGUCUUCCACGUGGAGCUGGAGGUGACCGACAUCAACGACAACGCCCCGCUCUUCCCCGCCGCCCGGAAAAACCUCACUUUACCGGAGAACUCCCCGCCGGGUUCUCGGUUCCCGCUGGAGGGCGCGUCGGAUGCAGAUGUCGGAGCCAACGCGCAGCUCUCCUAUACCCUCAGCCCCAGCGAGCAAUUCGGUUUGGAAGUGAAAUCCAAAGACGAAAAUAAAAUUCUUGUAGUCCUUGUAUUAAGGAGACCGCUGGACCGCGAGACGAUGCCUGAGCACCGUUUGGUGUUGACGGCGAGUGACGGGGGCCGUCCGUCGCUGACGGGCACGAUGGAGCUGGUGAUCUCGGUGCUGGACGCCAACGACAACGCGCCCCAGUUCAACCAGUCGGUGUAUAAAGUGCAGCUGCCGGAGAGCGCUGCCCCGGGAACUGUGUUUUUCCAGCUAACAGCGACAGAUAAAGACGAAGGAAUUAAUCGGGAGAUACAUUAUUCGUUUAGCGACACUGUUCCAAGCAAAGUUCAGGACCUUUUCAUAAUUAACAGGAAAUCCGGGGAAAUACGGACUGCUGGUGACCUGGAUUUCGAGGACGUUCAGUCGUAUGACCUCGAGAUCGACGCGAGAGACAAAGGUUGGCCCCCGCUGUCAGGUCACUGCAGCGUGGAGCUGGAGGUGCUGGACGUGAACGACAACGCGCCGGAGGUGUGGGUGACGUCGCUGUCGGUGCCGGUGCCGGAGGACGCGGCGGUGGGGACGGUGGUGGCGCUGCUGAGCGUGUCGGACCGGGACUCGGGGGCGAACGGGCGGGUGCGCUGCGCGGUGUGGCCGGCGGCGCCGUUCGGGCUGGUGGCGACGUUCGCGGGCUCGUACUCGCUGGUGCUGCGGGAGGCGCUGGACCGGGAGCGGGUGUCGGAGUACGAGGUGGAGGUGCGGGCGGAGGACGGCGGGGCGCCGGCGCUGCGCGCCAGCCGCGGGCUGCGGGUGCCGGUGUCGGACGUGAACGACAACGCGCCGGCGUUCGCGCAGGCCGUGUACACGGUGCUGGCGCGGGAGAACAACGCGGCGGGCGCGGAGCUGGCGCGGCUGUGGGCGCGGGACCCGGACGAGGCGGGCAACGGGCGCGUGAGCUACUCGGUGGCGGAGGGCGUGGGCGGGGGCGCGGUGGCGGGCGGGGGGUGGCGGGCGGCGUCGAGCUACGUGUCGGUGGACGCGGAGAGCGGGCGGCUGCGGGCGCUGCAGCCGUUGGACUACGAGGAGGUGCAGGUGCUGCAGUUCGAGGUGCGGGCGGUGGACGCGGGGGAGCCGCCGCUGUGCGGCAACGCCACGGUGCAGCUCUUCGUGGUGGACGAGAACGACAACGCGCCGGCGCUGCUGCCGCCUGCCGGGGGCGGGCCGGGUGGCGGGGCGGCGGGCUCGGCGGCGUCGGGGCCGGGCUCGGGCUCGGGCUCGGGCUCGGGGGCGUUGUGGGCGUGGGCGGCGUGGGGGGCGCCGGCGGGGCAGGUGGUGGCGAAGAUCCGCGCGGUGGACGCGGACUCGGGCUACAACGCGUGGCUGCGCUACGAGCUGUGGGAGCCGCGGGGGAAGGGCCCGUUCCGCGUGGGGCUGUACAGCGGCGAGGUGAGCACGGCGCGGGCGCUGGAGGAGGCGGACGGCCCGCGGCAGAGGCUGGUGAUCGUGGUGCGGGACCACGGGGAGCCGGCGCGCUCGGCCACGGCCACGCUGAGCGUGUCGCUGGUGGAGGGCGCCGAGGCGGCGCUGGCGGCCGCGGGCUCGUCCUCGUCGGGGGCGGGGCUGCGGCCGGCGGCGGGCGCGGAGGGCGGCGCGGCGGCGGCGGCGGCGGCGGCGGCGGCGACGAACGUGUGGCUGGUGGUGGCCAUCUGCGCGGUGUCGAGCCUGUUCCUGCUGGCGGUGGUGCUGUACGGGGCGUCGCGGUGGGCGCCGCGGGCGGCCGUGCUGUCGGGGCCCGGGCCGGCGACGCUGGUGUGCGCCAGCGAAGUGGGGAGCUGGUCGUACUCGCAGCGCCAGAGCCGGAGCCUGUGCGUGGCGGAGGGCGCGGGCAAGAGCGACCUGAUGGUUUUCAGCCCCAACUUCCCGCCGCCGCCCGGCCCCGCGGCGAAGGAGACGCAGCCGGAGCCGCCCGCUCUCGUGGACACGGUCAGUGGCCCCCCUUUGUCGCCUCUCGCCCCUUCCCCCUUCUUGUGGCCCUUGUCGCCCGGCCCCUGGGCAGGCGCUGGUGGGAGCCGGGCUCAGCCGCCGGGGCCGCGGGCGGCGGGGGCUUGGCGGGUGCUUCUUAAGGGUGUUCACGGGACCUUCGCGUCCUUGCCGGAGCGCCCGGGGUCUCGCUGUGGGGGAGGAAGCAAGCAAGGUGUUGCCGCACCCCGCAGCGGUGGCCGUCCGCAGCUGAGCUUUGUGGUCGUGGCUGUGGGCUGUUGUCCCGCGGAAUGAAAUCCCUGCCGACUGCGAUGUGAGGUGCCACGACAUCAGCUUUGCGGACGCUUGGGCUUGCUGCUGUGCAGCAUUUCCACCCGAGCUUGCUGAAGGGGUGCCAGACACGCAGGCUGUGGUGGUGGCAGUCCCGCAGGCACUAUGUACUGCUUCUUAGAGUUGCUUUUUGCUGACCGUGCUGGUAUCCGCUGUGGUUUCCUGUCGCAAACUCUGUCCUCGUCCUUAUUUGAUUCCCUUCUGCGAGCGUUGUGAUGGAAGGUGACAGUUGGGUGUUCAGGGUCUUCUCUCCCCGUGGUGUAAUG
This is a messenger RNA of Harpia harpyja (harpy eagle), 3400 nucleotides long. RefSeq names its product protocadherin alpha-6-like. Gene Ontology annotation, cellular component: plasma membrane. Lineage: Eukaryota; Metazoa; Chordata; Aves; Accipitriformes; Accipitridae. Gene Ontology annotation, molecular function: calcium ion binding. The record is from RefSeq and is a predicted model, not a curated record. Gene Ontology annotation, biological process: homophilic cell-cell adhesion.